AUGUUAGUAACAAAGAUCUUAUACGGAUCAUUGCUGCCACUACUUUGGUGUUUGCAGUUAGUUUAUGCUACAGAUGGUGGUACAACGUUUUAUUGUCAAGAUGGCCUGACUACUGUCUCGACUUCUACAAGUCUAGAGGAUAAUUUAGUCUUUUUUUUUACGACGUACACUUAUAUUUACUACCCAUAUACGACUACUACAAUUACAACUACAUAUCAAACGUCUGGCCCUUCAACCACUAUCACUUCGACUUCUGUGGUCACAAAUGCUAAUGGUUCUAACUCUGGAGUCUGUUUGAAGACUAUAAGCCUUCAAACCUUCACCCCAUUGAUCUUUGACAUAACUACUAUUACCAUUGGUUCCCCCGUUGCUAGUAGAACUACAUACUCUACUUCAAUUUACAAAAAUGCUAAUUCUUUGACUGAAACCACCAUUUAUUACGUCGCUAUUCCAUAUAGUAGCUCUACUCAAACAGUCAGAACUACCAGUCAAUUCAGCGGUAAUUCCCAAACCUAUAACACUGCUUACAGAACUGUAACCGGUACUUCCGGUAACCAAACUAUAUAUACCACAUACUAUGUUGCUGUUCCAACCAAUCUAUUACAUUCCACCACGACAAAUGACGGUUGGACUGGCAAUUUCGCCACAACAUGGUCUACACAAUUUGUGACCACUACAGGUGGCGAUGGAUUAGCCACCCCUGGUAGUAUUUAUUGGGUCCACACAGCGAGAGCAGCUGGUAUUACAAUCACCGGUACAUGGUCAGGCACGUUCACGACUUUCUACUCCACUAGUUAUUCCUACUCCACUAGUUAUUUAUUGCUCCUUGCACUUACAACAUACACCACAACAUACUACUACAUCAAUAUCCCUCAAUAUUUUUACAGCACCACGAGCACUACUGCCUCUACAGGAUCUGGUACAGUUACAUAUUCUACCUCUAUCUAUUCUGUUACCGGUUCUGAUGGGAACGUAACGACCAGCAUCAUCUAUUAUGUUGCUACCCCUACACGUCAAUACACCGCUACUUCUCGCACUACCAGUAAUUUCGAUGGUGCAUCAAACACUUACAGUACUAUGUUUACCACUUUUACCGAUGCGAGUGGAAAUGCCACUACACAGACGACAUACUAUGUUGCUGUUCCAACCAAUCUAUUACAUUCCACCACGACAAAUGACGGUUGGACUGGCAAUUUCGCCACAACAUGGUCUACACAAUUUGUGACCACUACAGGUGGCGAUGGAUUAGCCACCCCUGGUAGUAUUUAUUGGGUCCACACAGCGAGAGCAGCUGGUAUUACAAUCACCGGUACAUGGUCAGGCACGUUCACGACUUUCUACUCCACUAGUUAUUCCUACUCCACUAGUUAUUUUUUGCUCGUUCCUCUCAUAUACACUACAACAUACUACUACAUCAAUAUCCCUCAAUAUUUUUACAGCACCACCAGCACUACUGCCUCUACAGGAUCUGGUACAGUUACAUAUUCUACCUCUAUCUAUUCUGUUACCGGUUCUGAUGGGAACGUAACGACCAGCAUCAUCUAUUAUGUUGCUACCCCUACACGUAAAUCUACCGCUACCUCUAGUACUACCAGUAACUACAAUGGCAAUACUAUGACUUACACAACCGUUAUCAACACUUACACUGAUGCGAGUGGAAAUGCCACUACUCAGACGACAUACUAUGUUGCUGUUCCUACCAACUAUUUAAAAUCUACUACUACUAAUGACGGUUGGACCGGUGGUGUUGCGACUACAUGGUCUACACAAUAUGUGACGACCACUGGUGUCGAUGGAUCUACCACUCCAGGUACUAUAUAUUGGGUUCACACAUCGAGAGCAGGUGGUAUUACAGUCACCGGUACAUGGUCAGGCACAUUCACGACUUUCUACUCCACCAGUAUUUCCUAUUCUACUAGUUAUCUAAUAUUAUUUCCUGUUGACACAUCCACUACAACAUUCUACUACAUUUAUAUCCCAGCAUUCAACAGGACAUUAACCACUACUUCCUAUGGCAGAUUGUCAUAUACCACAACAUAUUCCACUUCGAUAUUCUCAGUUACUGACUCUAAUGGAAACGUAACAACAAGUACCAUUUACUACGUCGUAACAUCUCAGAGAGUAUCACAAGAGACUGAUAGAACUACCAGUAAUUUCAAUGGUGCAUCAAACACUUACAGUACUAAGUUUACCACUUUUACUGAUGCGAGUGGAAAUGCCACUACACAGACGACAUACUAUGUUGCUGUUCCAACCAAUCUAUUACAUUCCACCACGACAAAUGACGGUUGGACUGGCAAUUUCGCCACAACAUGGUCUACACAAUUUGUGACCACUACAGGUGGCGAUGGAUUAGCCACCCCUGGUAGUAUUUAUUGGGUACACACUUCUAGAAAUGCUGGUGUUACUUUCUCAAGUGAUUGGACAGGUUCUUUCACUACUGUUUGGUCAACUGCCGUCUCAUAUGAUGUCUGGCAUAUUGCUGGUAUCCCUUAUGCAACAAGUACUACAACUUACUAUUAUCUUAACAUACCUCAUUAUGGUUCAACUAUCACUAAUACCAGUUGGGGAAGUCAUGCUUAUACAACUACUGUUAGCAGUUUGUUAACAUCUUAUACACAAGAUAAUGGUGAUGUUACAACAAUUACAUAUUAUUACAUCGAAACACCGGUUCGUCGUAGUACAUCUAGCAAUACAAUGGAAAUUGAUAUUGGUGGCUUACAAUCCUCUACAUAUUUAUCUGUUUCUAGAACGGUUACCGAUGAUGCUGGUAUCGAAACAACCGAAACUACAUAUUUCAUUGCUAUUCCUACUGCUCUUUUCAGUACAACAACUACUGCGCCAUGGACAGGUUGGUAUACCUACACAUACUCUAUUGGAACUGAUGUUGUUACAGGCGAUGAUGGAUUUACAUCCACAAAAACAGUCUAUCAUGUCGCUACACCAACUCCUUGGGGUUAUUGGAUAACUACUUACUGGACUGGAACAUAUACGACAUAUUACCAGGAUGGUUAUACUUUGGCUUUUGGUUUCCUGUUCAUAUUCUUUGGUCUAUGGCUUUUCCCACUUUAUUACUUGGAGACACCUUUACGUGCUACGACAUUUACCACUGGGACUUACGCUUGGGAUAGUAACUACAGUUCCCGUUUCUUUGCUACUAAAACAUUAAGGGGUUUUGAUGGUUAUGACACUACAGAGUACAUUUACACACUAUAUACUCCAGCUAGCACAUUAACUUCAACUCAAUUCACUCAAGGUACGUUUACAGGUACCACCAGUGAUACUACAAAAACCACAACAUUAUCAGUUGGUAAUUAUUUAACUUAUCACUAUGAAGUAGUUUAUUAUGUGGCAUUGCCUCAUAAUGCUGGAGAAACAACUACUUACACCCAGUGGACUAGGAACUAUGCCUCCAGCAUUUCAUCUUACUUAACUACAUCUACUGAUGAUAGCAGUAUUACUUACACAAUUACAGUAUAUGUAGUAGCUACACCCUCUUUAGCUCUAUCUACAAGUUAUACAGGAUGGACAGGGUCAUACAACAGAAUUUUAUCUACGUCAACGUAUACAUCUUUGGGUUAUAUCGAUGACUUUUUAGCUGAGUGGACUAUAUCCGUUGUUAUUUUUGAAACUACUUAUCGAAAGUUAACAACUAGUGUUGUCACAUGGGGUAAUGUAGCUGAGGAUGUGACUUAUUCCACACAAAUCAAAUUGAUUACCAACAUAUUAGGAGAAGAGGUGACUGAGACUAUUUAUUAUAUCACAACUCCAGUUCGUAAUUCUUCCUCCACCGAGUACUUCCCAUUUUCAACAGGUACAGUAACCACUACAAUUUCUACUAUAUAUUCAAAUGUAGUGGGAACGGAUGGAUAUACUACUUCAGAGACAAUAUAUUAUGUUGCUAUUCCAAUAAAUAGUAAUAAAGUUACAGUUUUUACCAAUUGGACUGGUACUUUCAUUGACUUUUACUCCACGACUACCGUUGCUGGUUUGCUAUCGACCAUAACUACAUAUUUUGUCAGAACACCAGGCAAUGGUUUACUUACGUCUUUUAUUGCAUGGGGUGGUGAUUUUACGUCUACUUUCUUGACAACAACUACCACCAGCUUCGGUUACUCAGAGGGUUAUUAUGGUGGUUGGCAAUAUACACUAUAUGUAGUAGAGACCCCGGAACGUUUUUCCUCUACGACUACAUAUGAUCCAUGGACUCAAACAUAUACUGAAACUUAUGCCGAAAGCGUCAGAAUUAUUACAGGUAGCGAUGGGGAGGAAACUACUGAAACGAUUUUCUUUGUCCAUGCUCCCUGGCAUAUUACCACCACGAGUACCACUACUGGUUGGCAAAGAAGUUUUACAGAAACAUAUUCAGUUGCCACUGUUAUUACGACGGGAGAGGAUGGUAAUAUAUCCACUGUUAUUGUAUACAUGGUUGCCACACCACAAUCUGCAAUUACCACAACAUCUUAUUCUUAUUGGACUUCUGAAGUUACCAAGACCUGGUCUACUUCUGUGUUUAUUUCAACCAAUAGUGAAGGAUUUGUAUAUUCAGAAACCAUCUAUUUUGUUAACACUCCUAUAAGGAAAUCCUUGACUACCUCAUUUAUAGCAGCAAGUACAGUUGAUUAUACUUCCACCUUUUCAACACUAAUCAGUACUUACACAGCUAGCAAUGGGGAAGAAACUACUGAAUAUACUUAUGUUGUACUUACACCUAUUUUUACUUCUCUUUCCACUAAAUAUUCCGCUUGGGAACUUUCUCAGACUUUAACAUUCUCAACUUUUGUCACUACGUUGACGAAAAAUGGCAAUGUGAUCACUGAAACUGUUUAUUAUGUUUUGACACCAAGAAAUGUAUUCUACAGUACAAGCUUCACUUAUGGGUUUGGUCUUACAGAAACUAUAGCAACAUACUUAACAACAAUAAUUGGAUCCGAAGGAGCCGCUACGACUGGUAUAAUAUACAUCGUUCAAACGCCAAUACGAUUAUCAACAUCAAGCACUUAUGUGUCCUGGUCAAUUGAAUCGUUAUCAACUUCGAUUAAAACAGUUACUAUUACGGAUGAAGAUGGAGAUGAAGUUACGGAGACUAUAUACUAUGUUUUUGGUCCUGAAUAUCAAUUAACCUCUACAACAUAUUUAACUGGUUUGUUUGAAGAUCUCGAAACCUUAUCCACUAUGUACUCCAAGUAUUACGGGCCUGAUGGAUUCCUAACUGAGGCAGUCAUUUAUCUUGUGAAUGUUAAAGAGCAAGAAACUUCGAGUGAAGAAAGCUCAGAAGAAACCCCUACUGAAAACAGCUCUGAAGUUGAAAGCUCUGCCACUGAAUCCUCCGGUGAGCACUCUUCAGCUGUUGAAACAUCUUCAGCUGGAUCCUCCGCUGAAGAAAGCUCAGAAGAAACCCCUACUGAAGACAGCUCUGAAGUUGAAAGCUCUGCCACUGAAUCCUCCGGUGAGCACUCUUCAGCUGUUGAAACAUCUUCAGCUGGAUCCUCCGCUGAAGAAAGCUCUGAAGAAACCCCUACUGAAAACAGCUCUGAAGUUGAAAGCUCUGCCACUGAAUCCUCCGGUGAGCACUCUUCAGCUGUUGAAACAUCUUCAGCUGGAUCCUCCGCUGAAGAAAGCUCAGAAGAAACCCCUACUGAAGACAGCUCUGAAGUUGAAAGCUCUGCCACUGAAUCCCCUGCCACUGAGAAUUCUGGUAACGAUGUUUCAAGUACUUCAGAUGUCCCACAUUCUGAUGAAUCUAUCUCCCAGGAUAGUAAAUCUUAUAUGUCUCAUAUAAGCCAAUCUAACACUAACCAAUCCAAUGAAAGUUCAUUCAGAAGUACCUCCCAGGUCUCGUCGGAAGGUUCCGUAACUACCUCCACGUACACUUCGACUGACUCUGAAGGCAACGUCACCACUGGCACCACGACCUUCCCAGUCGAAUCCUCGUCCGAAGCCUCGUCUGAAGCCUCUUCCGAAGGUUCCGUAACCGCCUCCACGUACACUUCGACUGACUCUGAAGGCAACGUCACCACUGGCACCACGACCUUCCCAGUCGAAUCCUCGUCCGAAGCCUCUUCCGAAGGUUCCGUAACCGCCUCCACGUACACUUCGACUGACUCUGAAGGCAACGUCACCACUGGCACCACGACCUUCCCAGUCGAAUCCUCGUCCGAAGCCUCGUCUGAAGCCUCUUCCGAAGGUUCCGUAACCGCCUCCACGUACACUUCGACUGACUCUGAAGGCAACGUCACCACUGGCACCACGACCUUCCCAAUCGGGUUUUCUAGUUAUUCAGAUCUAACCAGAUCAGUUGAAGAAACAAACGUUAUAUCAAUUUGGACUUCCACUGACUCAUAUGGUAAUAUCAUAAGUGGUAGUAGCAUCUUAAAUAUCAGUCAUUCUAAGGACUGUACAAGCAUGUCGCACUCCACAGUAAUAUCAGGUGAACUAAUUAACGCAAUAUCGAAGUCGAGACAACCUACCAGCAGUUUUGACAAUGUUAGUAUGAACGAAUCUUCUGCCUCUGUCCCAGCCCCAGUCACGACGACAGUUGUUUCUGGCAGCUCGACCGAGACCGACGUGAUCUCGUUCUACACCACCACCGACUCUGACGGCGAAGUCAUCACGACCUCGACCACCUACACCGGUGUCACCUCUGAAUCUUCUGCCUCUGUCCCAGCCCCAGUCACGACGACAGUUGUUUCUGGCAGCUCGACCGAGACCGAUGUGAUCUCGUUCUACACCACCACCGACUCUGACGGCGAAGUCAUCACGACCUCGACCACCUACAGCGCCGUUUCCUCUGAAUCUUCUGCCUCUGUCCCAGCCCCAGUCACGACCACAGUUGUUUCUGGCAGCUCGACCGAGACCGACGUGAUCUCGUUCUACACCACCACCGACUCUGAGGGCGAAGUUGUCACGACUUCCACCACCUACACUGGUGUCACUUCUGAAUCGUCUGCCUCUGUCCCAGCUCCAAUCACAACCACAGUUGUUUCUGGCAGCUCGACCGAGACCGACGUGAUCUCGUUCUACACCACCACCGACUCUGAGGGCGAAGUUGUCACGACUUCCACCACCUACAGCGCCGUUUCCUCCGAAUCGUCUGCCUCUGUCCCAGCCCCAGUCACGACCACAGUUGUUUCUGGCAGCUCGACCGAGACCGACGUGAUCUCGUUCUACACCACCACCGACUCUGACGGCGAAGUUGUCACGACCUCCACCACCUACACUGGUGUCACCUCUGAAUCGUCUGCCUCUGUCCCAGCCCCAGUCACGACGACAGUUGUUUCUGGCAGCUCGACCGAGACCGACGUGAUCUCGUUCUACACCACCACCGACUCUGACGGCGAAGUCAUCACGACCUCGACCACCUACAGCGCCGUUUCCUCUGAAUCGUCUGCCUCUGUCCCAGCCCCAGUCACGACCACAGUUGUUUCUGGCAGCUCGACCGAGACCGACGUGAUCUCGUUCUACACCAACCACCGACUCUGUACGGCGAAGUCAUCACGACCUCGACCACCUACAGCGACCGUUUCCUCUGAAUCGUCUAGCCUCUGUCCCAGUCCCCAGUCACGACCACA
Messenger RNA from Tetrapisispora phaffii CBS 4417, 7571 nucleotides. Its product is annotated as beta strand repeat-containing protein. Lineage: Eukaryota; Fungi; Ascomycota; Saccharomycetes; Saccharomycetales; Saccharomycetaceae. The record is from RefSeq and is a predicted model, not a curated record. The annotation marks the transcript as partial. Gene Ontology annotation, biological process: flocculation. The transcript has a single exon.